CACUCCCAAAUUAAACCCCGAAUUGGACCAAGAGAUUGCAUCAUCACUUAUAAACCGAGGGAACCUCUUCAAUUCGUCAACCCUGGCCUGCGCCAUGAGACGGUUCACAUUAGCCCGCCACCGAAUCUCAAUUCUUUCCGGCACCGGCUGUUCUCCGACCGCCGCACGUAUCUCUUCUUUGUCCCUUACGUCAACCACGGAGUCAGAUUUACCGCCGGUAACUUCUGCUGCUUUGGUCGAUUCAAUAAGAUCUUCUCAGUGGCAUUUCGUCGAACACCUUGCAGACAAACUCACACCUUGGCUUGUAUCAACAACUCUGCUCAACCUCGUCAAGACUCCUGAUUUAGCCUUCAACUUCGUCAACCACAUCGACCUUCGUCGCCUGGACUUUCAAACACAGUGUUUAGCCAUCGCUGUUGUCUCUAAGCUCUCUUCUCCCAAACCCGUUACUCAGUUGCUGAAAGAAGCUGUUAAUAAGAACUCAAUUAGAGACCUUUUCGAUGAACUGGUGCUUGCCCGUGAUCGAUUGGAGACUAAAAGCACGAUUCUUUUCGAUCUUCUAGUCAGAUGUUGCUGUCAAGUGAGAAUGGUCGAUGAAGCUAUAGAGUGCUUUUACCUGAUGAAGGAGAAAGGUUUUGAUCUCAAAACAGAAACUUGUAACUGCAUUUUGAGUUUGUUAUCAAGGUUGAACCGUACAGAGAGUGCUUGGGUCUUCUAUGCUGAUAUGUAUAGGAUGGAGAUUAAGUCAAAUGUAUACACUUUCAAUAUAAUGAUCAAUGUACUGUGCAAAGAAGGGAAGUUAAAGAAGGCCAAAGAGUUUUUAUGGAUCAUGGAGAGUCUUGGAAUUAAGCCUACCAUUGUCACUUACAACAGUCUUGUUCAAGGGUAUUCUUUGAGAGGACGAAUCGAAGGAGCUCGUUUGAUUAUCAGUGAAAUGAAAUCUAAAGGCUUUCAACCAGAUUUGCAGACAUACAACCCGAUUCUGUCUUGGAUGUGUAAUGAAGGAAGAGCCUCUGAUGUGUUGAGGGAGAUGAAGGAGAUUGGGUUGGUUCCGGACUCUGUUUCUUAUAAUAUUUUGAUCCGUGGUUGUAGUAACAAUGGGGAUUUGGAGACUGCUUUUGCUUAUAGGGAUGAGAUGGUGAAACAAGGUAUGGAGCCGACGUUUUAUACUUACAACACAUUGAUUCAUGGUUUGUUUAUGGAGAAUAAGAUAGAAGCUGCUGAAAUAUUGAUAAGGGAGAUUAGAGAGAAGGGUAUUGCAUUGGAUUCUGUUACUUACAAUAUACUCAUAAAUGGAUAUUGCCAGCAUGGAGAUGCAAAGAAAGCAUUUGCUUUGCACGAUGACAUGCUGACUGAUGGAGUUCAGCCUACGCAGUUUACUUACACGUCGCUUAUUUAUGUCCUUUGUAGAAGAAAUAAAACUAGGGAGGCCGAUGAGUUGUUUGGGAAAGUUCUAGGGAUGGGAAUGAAGCCUGAUCUUGUGAUGAUGAACACCUUGAUGGAUGGUCACUGUGCUACAGGCAACAUGGACCGUGCGUUUUCACUGCUUAAGGAGAUGGACAGGAUGAAUGUCAAUCCUGAUGAUGUGACAUACAAUUGCUUGAUGCGAGGGCUCUGUGGAGAAGGAAAGUUUGAGGAAGCUCGUGAGCUGAUGGGGGAGAUGAAGAGAAGAGGAAUCAAACCUGACCACAUUAGUUACAACACUCUAAUAAGUGGGUAUAGUAAGAAAGGGGAUACAAAGCAUGCUUUUAUGGUUCGGGAUGAGAUGUUGAGUCUCGGAUUUAAUCCUACUCUUCUCACCUACAAUGCUUUGUUAAAAGGUUUGAGUAAAAACCAGGAUGGUGAACUCGCCGAGGAGCUACUGAGGGAAAUGAAAAGUGAAGGCAUUACUCCUAAUGACAGCUCCUUCUGCUCUGUCAUUGAGGCAAUGUCUAAUUUGGAUGCAGAAAAAUCGGAUAAUUGAUUGGUCAUGGCAAAUUAAAGACCAUUGUAAGCUUAGGCCAUGAUCUUUUUACCGAAGAGAUGCAUUUUUAGCUGCUGAAAAGUCAGUAAGGAAGAUCUGCGGUUCCACUUACUCAUCUGAAUGAUCUCUGCUUCUGUUGAAUACUGUAACCUGGUCGUUUGGGACACGAAUUUGCCUGAGAAACUUGAUUGUACCGAGUUAUUCUGUAACCUCUAAAUCUGGUUCGCAAGUUCUAAUUUCAUUUUGUCGGUUUAGGUUCAUACAUUUUUUCAGAAACUUGAUUUUAUAAAUAUAGCUCUGUUGAUGAA
Messenger RNA from Camelina sativa (false flax), 2271 nucleotides. RefSeq names its product pentatricopeptide repeat-containing protein At2g15630, mitochondrial-like. Gene Ontology annotation, molecular function: protein binding. Lineage: Eukaryota; Viridiplantae; Streptophyta; Magnoliopsida; Brassicales; Brassicaceae. The record is from RefSeq and is a predicted model, not a curated record.